Adineta steineri is the source of this 1647-nucleotide messenger RNA. Lineage: Eukaryota; Metazoa; Rotifera; Eurotatoria; Adinetida; Adinetidae. The record is from the annotation of a GenBank genome assembly.
AUGUCGAGUUCAGCAAGUAACUCAUCUCAUCAUCGAAAGUUAGCACUAAUCAUUAGUAAUGGUAAUUAUAGUCGUUCAAAUAACAAAAUAAGUCAUAGUACUAACAAGGUCAACAAUUUAGCGGAAAAACUUCAAAGCAUCAGUUUUAAAGUUACAAAGUAUACCGAUAUACAGACAGAUCCAGAAAUGUUCGGAAACGUUAAAAAAUUUGCAGAUGAAAUUACAGAUGGAGACAUAAUCUUGUUCUACUAUUCUGGUCAGAGUGAUCAUGUGAAUAAUAAAAAUUAUUUGAUACCUAUCAAGGAUGAUAUUAUAGAGAGUGAUAGAGAUGUUGAAGAUAUUGCUACAUCGGCUGAUAAAAUACUUGAACGUCUGGUAGAGAAAAAUACAUCAUAUAUCACUCUAUUCAUCUUGGAUUGCUGUAAAUCAUAUAUGCGAAAAGCUGGAUCAAAAUCAAAGAAUGCUACUGAAAGUAAAGGUCUACGUGAAAUGAAAUUAACUAAUGGAGCAUUAAUUCAAUUUGCUUGUGCUCCUAAUCAAACAGCUCCUGGUGAAUUAUAUAGCAAACAUUUAUUGAAAAAUAUCACAAAAAGAAAGGCUACCAUUGAAAAUAUUUUUCACAGUAUAAUGAACGAUGUAUACGAAGAAAGUAAUCAAACACAAAAACCAUUAACUAUAAAUGGAUUACAUAAACAUGGGGAAACCAAUCUUAAUAAACAAAUUAUCAUGAUACCAAAUAUAGUAUCUGAUGCUAAAUGGCAAUCUCAAGCUCAUACUAUUGCUGGUGGUCUUGGUCUUGGUACUGACAUGAAUAAACUUAAUUGUCCUCAAGGUAUUUGCAUAGAUGAGAAUCAAACUAUUUUGGUUGCUGAUAUUUCAAAUCAUCGCAUUAUGGAAUAUACACGAGAUAAGAAAGAAGGACGUAGAAUAGCAAGUAAAACUACAAGUGGAUACAAUCGUGGUCAUUUAUCUGGACCUUUAAAUGUGAUUAAUGAUGCUGAUUCGAAACGUUUUAUUAUUUGUGAUUCUAAUAAUCGACAAGUUUUACAAUGGACACGAGGAAGUAGCAAAAAGCCCAAGAUAAUGAUAGACAAUGUCGCAUGUAGUGGAUUAGCUAUGGAUGAUGAAGGAUCUAUCUACAUCUCCGAUAGUCAAAAGCAUGAAGUGAGACGAUAUUGUGCGGGUGAACGAAAGGGAACAAUCGUUGCUGGUGGUCAUGGACAAGGAAGUCGUCCCUGUCAACUUAAUCAUCCAACAUAUAUUUUUGUCGAUCGAGAUCAAUCUGUAUAUGUAUCAGACUCCUGGAAUAAUCGUGUAAUGAAAUGGACGAAAGGUGCAAAAGAAGGUAUUGUUGUAGCUGGAGGUCAAGGUCGCGGAAAGAAUCUUACACAAUUGGAUUGUCCUACAGGAGUAACCAUUGAUGCAUCAGGCGCAGUUUACGUAGCAGAUCACUGGAAUAAUCGAAUAAUGCGUUGGGGCAAAAAUGCCAAACAUGGUGAUAUCAUUGCUGGUCAUAGAUACACUUCGGGUACUGGCUCAAAUCAAUUAACUGGUCCAACCGGUUUAGUAUUCGAUGAAGCUGGUAAUCUUUACGUAUCUGAUUCGUACAAUCAUCGAGUGCAACGAUAUGCUAUCAAAGAGGAUUGA